Mycena indigotica is the source of this 2376-nucleotide messenger RNA. Its product is annotated as Zn(2)-C6 fungal-type domain-containing protein. Lineage: Eukaryota; Fungi; Basidiomycota; Agaricomycetes; Agaricales; Mycenaceae. The transcript has 10 exons. Gene Ontology annotation, biological process: DNA-templated transcription; regulation of DNA-templated transcription. Gene Ontology annotation, molecular function: DNA binding; zinc ion binding; DNA-binding transcription factor activity, RNA polymerase II-specific. The coding region runs from base 19 to 2376 and encodes 785 amino acids. The record is from RefSeq and is a predicted model, not a curated record.
CUAAUCCCAAACUCUCGCAUGGACAGUCCUGUCCCUGCUAAACGCAAGAUCCUUCUUAAGGAGGAGAGCGAACCCAACGCCAAGAGGCAGAGAACUCGAGUCAGCUUCUCCUGUGGUGAAUGCCAUCGACGAAAGCAGCGUUGCGAUCGGAAUUCACCCUGCGCUCACUGUGUAUCGCGAAAAGUGCCGGAGCUAUGCAAGCCCUACAUGCCAGGCAAAAACGAUAAUAACGACAUUGCGGCCCGACUUGCCCGGGUGGAGCAUAUACUAGAGGUUGCGCUACCUCAAUUUGCGUCUCUGGAUGCUCGUCGGUCAAUUCAUACGGAUGAAGACUCUCGCUCCAACCCGGAUGACCAAGACCCAAGAGGAGGGACUUUCCAAAGUGGAAAGUGGUAUGGCAAUAGUGCGUCAGGCAGCAUUGCUCCUGGUUCAGUUCUUGAGCAACUCGAACAUGUCGUGCCAGCCGACAAAAAUGGGCGACACCCAGAUAUGAUCCUCCCACCACCCUCCAAUACUUUUCUUGAUGCUGUCCAAGCUGGCUUGGAGCCUACAGCUGCAGAUAACCUCAAGACUCUCGUUCAGGAAUGCGGAGUCUCCCCACACAAAGUCGCAGAGUUGCUGCAAGAGCUGCCUCCGACUCGAAUGUCUACAGUCCUGGUGGAUUACUACUUCCACACCGUUAACUGGACACGCUAUCCGAUCUCUGAACGCGACUUUCGUGCUUCAUUUAACUCCAUCUGUGAGCAUGGCACAACCGGCGUCAAUGCCCCGGCCGAUGUUAGCUUCUUGCCUCUCCUUUUUGCGGUGUUGGCAAUCUCGGUUAGACUUGCACCAGAGAGCAUUGGAGGCGAUGCUCGCUCUCGUCGGGUCACGUCUCUCCGAUAUUAUUGGUCUUCUCGACGGUCACUCCUUAUCGCCGCUGUGAUCCAGCCAGACUCAUUAGAUAUCGUGCUAACUCGGCUUUUGAGUGCACGUUUUCUGACAUUUGAUAGGCGGAUAACCGAAUGCUACUCGCAAUUGGGUGCUGCAGUCAAGACUGCACAGGCAUUGGGUCUCCAUCGAGAUGGUGCGAACAUGAAUAUGGACCCAUCUAUGGUGGAAUAUCGACGUAGGAUAUGGUCAUACUUAUAUCAUGCCGACCGGUCCUAUGCCCUCGUUCUUGGGCGGCCAAACUCCAUUCAAGACGAUUACACCAGCACCUUACCUCCUUCCAAUGUUGAUGAUGAUUCCCCCUCCCCUUCUCCCGGCAUACGGACUUCACUCCCUCUUUCCAACCCAACACGGAUGACAUACGUCAUUCUACGCCACCAACUGGCCGCAAUAAUAGGCCGUAUGGUUCACCACUUCCAGCAAGUGCGCACAGGCAGUCAUUAUUCUGAGGUGCUGGUCAUCGACGACGAAUUGCUUCACUUUAUGGAAACGCUUCCACCUCAUUUCUCUCUGGAUCCGGAUCGAUCUCUUGAUGAAAAGCUUGCAUAUAUCCCCAUUCACAGGUUCUUGUUGAUUACCGAAGUACUCUUCGUGCGGAACAGUCUACACAUGCCUUAUAUCUUACGCAAACUCAAAUCUGACCGACCUACGCCUUACGCCAGGUCCCGAAAUGCCUGUUUUGAGUCAGCAAUUAAAGACUUUACCGUCCGGAGGGCAUUCCAAAACACAGUGCCGAAAGAGACGAGGGAGUCUCUCUCCAACGCAUACCGAGAAUUCCAGACAACUUUGAUUGCGGGAAUUUACCUCGUUCUCGAUCCCGCCGGUCUUCACUCUAUGAAGAUGCACGAGAUACUGGAUCAUUUUGUAUCCUCCCACGAGGGUAUUCGAGACCUAGAUGAAACGACGAGGCGGGAGCUCAAAACUAUCGAAUUCCUCAAAACCAAAGCCUCGCAAAUGUUGAACCAGACAGAUGGCCCUCAUCGUAUUCUCAAUGACCCAAUCGUGCCCAACGGCGAUAGCUCAGAGCAUCCAGCACAUUUGUUGCUUGGACUCCAAAACCCAACUCCUAAGACACCACCGAUACGGACAGCAGCAUCUUCGCCUCUUGUCCGAGGCCCACAGUCACCGACAUUCCAGCGACUCCAACGAGAGGCGUUUGAGGACUUGCCGAUGUCUCCCAUCACAACUGGUAGUCCAGAGGACGAAUCGGCUCAAUCGUUGCUGGAUCAUUGGUGUAAUACCAUAAGCAACGGACAAAUCGAUGGGUCGAAUGGAAUCAGUGCUUCUUGGGGGAUGCCUGUGAGCAGUGAUAUUUCUGGGUGGGUUGGAACUGCGCCAGUAGGAACCUCACAACAAGGUCUCAUUCCUGGUCUUGCAAAUGAUGACGGAGAUGGCUGGAACUCUAACUACUGGGAAGCUAUAGUUACUCGUAUUCGAAGCGCAUAG